UCCCCCCCUCGCUCUCUUUACCAACACCGAUUUCAAGAGUCGUUUACGACAAAAGGCCGAGUUUAUGUCCAUCGAAAACCUCAAGACCUUCGACCCCUUCGCCGAAGCUGACGAAGACACCGGCGAGACUAAACAGUCUCAGAAUUACAUCCAUAUCCGGAUUCAGCAGCGCAAUGGUCGUAAGACUCUGACCACUGUUCAGGGUCUUCCAAAGAAGUUUGACCAGAAGAAGAUUCUGAAGGUCAUCAAGAAGAAGUUCGCCUGCAAUGGCACCAUUGUUUCCGACACCGAGAUGGGUGAGGUGAUCCAGCUGCAAGGAGAUCAGCGUAAGGAUGUUCAGGAGUUCUUGACCGACAAGAAGGAAGGCCUCGAGCUAGAUGCCAAGACCAUCAAGGUCCACGGUUUCUAAACACAUCGCCAUGCCUUGUUCCGGUCCCUUC
Messenger RNA from Penicillium waksmanii, 440 nucleotides. Its product is annotated as translation initiation factor eIF1. Gene Ontology annotation, cellular component: eukaryotic 43S preinitiation complex. The coding region runs from base 65 to 409 and encodes 114 amino acids. The transcript is spliced from 5 exons. The record is from RefSeq and is a predicted model, not a curated record. Lineage: Eukaryota; Fungi; Ascomycota; Eurotiomycetes; Eurotiales; Aspergillaceae. Gene Ontology annotation, molecular function: RNA binding; ribosomal small subunit binding; translation initiation factor activity. Gene Ontology annotation, biological process: translational initiation.